AUGACUACGUGCGAUUCCGUGCGACACAUAACUAACUUGACUCUCUGGUUGGAGGACACAAACUAAGCUCUAGUCAUGCCAAGGCAGAAAUACGAUGUCAAGGCAUUCCAGAAGGACGCCCUCUUGGCUCAUGACAAAUUACGAGAGAAUCAUGGCGCCCCGCCCCUCAAACUCAACAAGGACCUCACUGCGCAUGCCCAGCAGUGGGCCGACCACCUGGCCGCCACAAAUACAAUGGUACACAGUAAACAACAGGAAUACGGUGAGAAUAUCGCCAUGAAAUACUCAUCCGCUGGGACUGAAUUUUCAGGUCAGGAGGCAACUGAUGACUGGUAUUCCGAGGUGAAGGAUUACAGCUUCAGUAGACCUGGAUUUCACUCGGGUACAGGUCAUUUUACCCAGGUUAUAUGGAAAGAUACCAAGGAGCUGGGUAUUGCUAAGGCAAUUGCAGGAAACGGCAGAGUCUUCGUGGUAGCCAACUACAGACCACCAGGAAAUGUGAUGGGUCGGUUUCCUGAGAAUGUCUUGCCUCCAAAUUCUAAGAUGUCUAAAGUAAAAGAAGAUAAGAAGAAGAAAAAGGGAUUUUUCGGAAAGAGGAGGGGUUCGACCAGCUCUAGUAGUAGUUCCAGUAGUAGUGACGAUGAGAAGGGAAACAAGUUCCGUCUCAAAAAGAAUGGGACAAGCGGAGACAAGAUCGACACCAAAGUAUCCAAGUCCGAACUGAAACAAUUCCAAAGGGAAGCCCACUCUGUCACUAAUGACUAUCGAUCUAAGCACGACGUUGAUUCGUUGGAACUGUCAGGUGACUUAUGCAAGGCUGCACAGGAUUGGGCAGAGCAUCUUGCCAAGAAAGACUUAUUUGAACACAGCAAGAGCAAGGACAUUGGCGAGAAUGUGGCGAUGCAUUAUUCAUCAGCUACUACUGCAUAUUCAGGAAAACAAGCUUGUGACCAGUGGUACAGCGAGGCCAGUUUGUAUGACUACAGGAAUGCAGGAUACAGCAGUGGCACGGGUCAUUUUACUCAGAUGAUUUGGAGAGGUUCGAAGGAAUUUGGCAUCGGUAAGGCCAUAACUAAAACUGGUAAAGUGCUGGUCGUUGCACAGUUUCGACCGCCAGGUAAUGUUGUUGGGCGGUACGAGUCGAAUGUGUUCCCCAGGAUUGACGGCUACAGACCGCCUAGUGCAGCUCCCUCAUCCAAGGUGACACGUGUCGAUCGCAAAACUCAUUUCGUAGUUGAGGACCACCCUAAGACUGUGCCUGAUAGAAACAUGAACACUGCAAUUCGACAGAUGGGCGCAAUCAAACUUAAAGGUCCCGACCUGUCACCUUCUGAUCUGAGAAAGUUCCAACAAGACGCUCUGGACUCGCACAACAAAUACCGUUCACGUCACGGUGCUGCCAACUUGAAGCGAUCUUCUGAGCUGACAAAGAGGGCGCAAGACUGGGCAGCGCAUCUAGCCGAGAAGGACGAGUUUAAAAAUAGUGGCCAAUCAGAUGUUGGUGAAAACAUCGCUAUGCAUUACUCAAGCGCCAGUACAGCGUUUUCAGGUGACGAAACAUCUGAAAUGUGGUAUCGACAAGUCAGCAAGUACAACUUCAAGAAGCCUGGUUUUACAUCAGGGGCAGGCCACUUUACUCAGAUGGUCUGGAAGGACACCAAGGAGAUGGGUAUCGGGAAGGCGAUCACCAAGGAAGGCAAAGUCAUCCUGGUCGGCUUCUACCGCCCUCCAGGAAACGUCAUGGGACAGUUCGAAAGUCAAGUGUCGAAGGAGAAAUAAAUUUGACCUCUGAGGUCAAUAGGUCAUCGACUAAAG
Molecule: messenger RNA, 1815 nt
Organism: Asterias rubens (European starfish)
Lineage: Eukaryota; Metazoa; Echinodermata; Asteroidea; Forcipulatida; Asteriidae
Exons: 12
Coding region: 76-1779 (567 amino acids)
Cellular component (GO): extracellular region
Source: RefSeq, a predicted model, not a curated record